Entamoeba invadens IP1 is the source of this 336-nucleotide messenger RNA. RefSeq names its product protein serine/threonine kinase, putative. Lineage: Eukaryota; Evosea; Mastigamoebida; Endamoebidae. Gene Ontology annotation, biological process: protein phosphorylation. The coding region runs from base 1 to 336 and encodes 111 amino acids. The record is from RefSeq and is a predicted model, not a curated record. The transcript has a single exon. Gene Ontology annotation, molecular function: protein kinase activity; ATP binding.
AUGUUGGACAAAUUUCGGAGUAAGUAUAUAGUCCACUUCUAUGGGGCUGUGUUCGUCCCAAAUAAGAUAUGUAUGGUCACCGAAUUAGCACAAUACAGAAGUUUGAAAGAUCUAAUAAACCAUAAAAAGACAAGUGAAAUUGAUGAGAAAAUGAAAUUAAAAAUGAUAUCAGAAGCUGCUAAAGGAAUUUUGUAUUUACAUGAAAAUGGGAUAUUACACAGAGACAUCAAGCCAGACAAUAUCUUGGUGAUUUCUCUGGACUUAAAUGAUAAAGUGAAUGCAAAGUUAACAGACUAUGGAAGUAGAAGAAACGACAUUUUAUUGAUGACAACAUGA